CUCCCAGACCUUCAUCGCCGUUUGUGGCUUCUCAGUGAUAGAGAGAUGACUUCGGAUGGGACGACGUCGAGGCCGGCUCCAAGGAGGAAACCGUCGUGGAGGGAGAGAGAGAACAACCGGAGGAGAGAGAGGAGGAGGAGAGCAAUUGCUGCCAAGAUUUAUACUGGCCUUAGAUCACAAGGCAACUACAAUUUGCCCAAGCACUGUGAUAACAAUGAGGUGCUCAAAGCUCUUUGUGCCGAGGCUGGUUGGGUCGUUGAAGAAGAUGGCACCACUUAUCGCAAGGGAUGUAAGCCGCCUCCAAUAGAUAUACCUGGAAGUUCAAAUAAGGUUACCCCAUUUUCUUCCCAAAAUCCUAGUCCAUUAUCCUCUGCAUUUCCUAGUCCAAUUCCUUCAUGUCAAGUCAGUCCUUCCUCCUCUUCCUACCCUAGUCCCACUAGGUUCGAUGCUAAUAACCCGUCGAGUAUCCUUCCAUUCCUUCGAAACGCCAUUCCGUCAUCUUUGCCUCCUCUCAGAAUCUCAAGCAGUGCACCUGUGACACCACCUCUUUCCUCUCCAACCUCAGGAGAUCCUAAGCCAAUUCCCAACUGGGAGGCCAUUGCAAAGGAAUCCAUGGCCUCUUUUAACUACCCGUUUUACGCUGUUUCUGCCCCGGCUAGUCCAACCCACCGACAUUUUCAUGCCCCAGCUACUAUACCUGAAUGUGAUGAAUCCGAUUCGUCCACGGUUGAAUCUGGUCAAUGGAUAAGCUUUCAAAAGUUUGCAACUUCUACAUCUCAAGUGCCAACUUCUCCAACAUUUAAUCUUGUAAAGUCUUUGCCCCCACAAAAUUUGCCCAAUGAUAUUGUCAUGGUAGAUAAAGGUAGAGGUGUCGAGUUUCAGUUUGAGAGUGGACAGGUGAAGCCAUGGGAAGGAGAAAGGAUUCACGAAGUAGGAAUGGAUGAUCUGGAGCUCACGCUCGGAAGCGGGAAGUCUCGGUGUUAAACCAAAGAAGAAAAAGCUGUUUUGGGCCUUUCCUGGUUCACACAGUCAGAUAUUGAGGAGAAUUUUCAGCUCUGUUCUUUCAUAUGCUCAAUGAGAACUGGACAUCUCAAACCAAAGAUGGGGAGGAGUACUCACAUUUUCAUCUGCAAUUGUUAUUUUAUAUGUUUUUUUUUUCAGUUAGUUGAAGCUGAAAUUCCCUGGUUGAAUUGUCAUUACUGGUAGAUACCAAGGGAAAUUUCUGGUUGUGAUAGAGUUGUUUAACUUGUAGGCUUUUGGAUAAAAACCUCACAUAUUUAAGUUUUUUUUA
Hibiscus syriacus is the source of this 1291-nucleotide messenger RNA. RefSeq names its product protein BRASSINAZOLE-RESISTANT 1-like. Lineage: Eukaryota; Viridiplantae; Streptophyta; Magnoliopsida; Malvales; Malvaceae. The record is from RefSeq and is a predicted model, not a curated record. The coding region runs from base 46 to 984 and encodes 312 amino acids. Gene Ontology annotation, biological process: DNA-templated transcription; brassinosteroid mediated signaling pathway. The transcript is spliced from 2 exons. Gene Ontology annotation, molecular function: DNA-binding transcription factor activity.